AUGGGUGGAUGCGAGUGCGCCUCCCGCUCGGACCUCGAUCCUUCGACAACGAAGCAUCGGCUACCGUCACAAGAUGCUGUACCGCGGCCAAUGGGAUGGAACGACGAUGGCGCCGUGUCAACGCGAGCUGCAGGUGCCCUGCCCUACAGCAUUCUAACCAACGCCCAACCGCCGAAACGAGGCUUUUCGCAGAAGCUCAUGCGCCUCGCCAAAUCUCGCGACAAGACGCCUUCCGACGGCCAAAAAAGGCUGGCUGGAAGCAUCGGCAUCGGUAGCGUGCAAUCCAAAUCGGGCUCCCUCUGA
Molecule: messenger RNA, 303 nt
Organism: Moesziomyces aphidis
Lineage: Eukaryota; Fungi; Basidiomycota; Ustilaginomycetes; Ustilaginales; Ustilaginaceae
Source: the annotation of a GenBank genome assembly